AUGCGACAACGUGCUGAAUUAAUAAACCAAAUUCGAGCUUUUGAAUUAUUACCAGUCGAUCGAUGGAAACCUGUUGAUUUAACAUCUGUACCUGGUUAUGGUUUACAUGAUGAAAUGUCUUUAGCUGAAUUAUAUGAACGUCUUGAAUUAAUUAAACUUGAACGAGAAAAAGAACGUGAAUCACGACGUGAUCAAAUCGUUAAAGAAAAACAAACAAAAGAAAAAAUGAUAACAAAUACAGUUCAAAAUAUAGCUAAAUAUAGAAAUGAAUUAACAACACAAGCUGCUAUGAAAAAACAAAGAAAUAUAAGUGCACCAGAAGCUAUUGAUAAAAAUAAUCCAGAACUUCAACAAUUAAAAAAUCAUUUAGAAACAAAAAGAGCUCAACGUUUAUCAAAUCAACAACAACGAGAAAGUGUUUCAUCAUCUGGAACAUCUUCUAAACGUUUUUCUUCAUUUAGAUCAAGUACUGAAUGGAAUCGUUUUGAUCAAGUGGAAAAAUCUUAUGAUAAAACACAAAAACGUAUUGCACCAUCUCUCAUUUCAUAA
Messenger RNA from Rotaria sp. Silwood2, 549 nucleotides. NCBI's taxonomy places the organism in Eukaryota, Metazoa, Rotifera, Eurotatoria, Philodinida, Philodinidae. The record is from the annotation of a GenBank genome assembly.